Messenger RNA from Dryobates pubescens (Downy woodpecker), 2021 nucleotides. It is a transcript of the gene TMEM222, whose product is annotated as transmembrane protein 222. Lineage: Eukaryota; Metazoa; Chordata; Aves; Piciformes; Picidae. The transcript is spliced from 6 exons. The coding region runs from base 9 to 557 and encodes 182 amino acids. The record is from RefSeq and is a predicted model, not a curated record.
GCCCGGCGAUGGCGGAAGCGGAGGCCAAGAUGAAGCAGUUCAAUGGCGGCGGCGGCGCCGGGCUGGACGCUGAGCGCGGCCGCUUCCCCUACUGCGUGGUGUGGACCCCGAUCCCCGUCCUGACGUGGCUGUUCCCCAUCAUCGGCCACAUGGGCAUCUGCACCUCCAGCGGCGUCAUCCGCGACUUCGCCGGGCCCUACUUCGUCUCGGAAGACAACAUGGCCUUUGGGAAGCCAGUGAAGUACUGGAAGCUGGAUCCCAGCAAGGUUGGCUGCCCUGGAGCCCACGCCUGGGACACGGCGGUGCACGACGCCUCCGAGGAGUACAAGCACCGCAUGCACAACCUCUGCUGUGACAACUGCCACUCCCACGUGGCUCUGGCCUUGAACCUGAUGAGGUAUGACAACAGCACCUCCUGGAACAUGGUGAAGCUCUGCUUCUGCUCCCUGCUCUAUGGGAAGUAUGUAAGCAUAGGAGGGUUUGUGAAGACCUGGCUGCCCUUUGUGCUCCUCCUGGGGGUGAUCCUGACGGUGGUCCUGACGCUGCGCCUGCGGUGAUGGCAGCGCGGAGCCCCCCGGGGCUGAGGCAGCUGGAGACAGGGCACUGCCAGGCAGGGCCUGGGCGAGGUGGCAACUCCACUCCAUUGUAGCAGCUCAUCUUUGUGUCCUGGAAGUGGCUUCUUUCCCUUCUGUUCCUGUGGUGUCUCCCCGUGGCAGGGCUCCUGCAGCCUCCUGCUGGCUCCCUGAGCGUUCGCCCUCCCUGCAGGCUGGGGCAAGGAGAGGAGGGGAGAGAGCCUCUGCUGUCAGUGCUGAGCGAAGAGCCACCAGGCAAACCCUGCCUCCUGCUUCAGGGGGUGAGCAGAGACACUUGGUGAGGUUCUCUCUGAUGUCUGCUCCCUUCUGGCAGGCUCCAGCAGCUGCUGCCUCGGCUCUCCAGGCAGGAGUUGCUGUUUCCCUGCCACAGGUUUCCAAGUGGAGCUGUGAGGUUGCUCCUGAGGGUGCAGGGUGCCGCAGCAGCUGCUGAUGGUCCCCCUGGGAGGGACAGGAAGGUGCUGAUGGCAGGACCCUCCUUGAGGAGAUGUGUAGAGGAACAGCUCUGUGGCAGGGCAAAGCCACUUGGUCCUGCUGGGGAGCUCAGAGAGGCAGGAAAGUCCUCAGCUGCUGUGGGCCUGGCUCAUGGCAGGCUGCAGGCUUGCAGGAGCCUGCUGUGGAGCUGGGAGUCUGCUGCUCAGUCCCUUUUAGCUUGUGCCAGAGAAAAGGCAGCUCCCAGGCUUCUCCCCCUGCUUCUGAGUCUCUAAAGCUGUGGUUGGCUGCUCAGGAGCCUCCUGCCUGCCUUUGAUCUGUGUGUGCUGCUGGGGGGCUGGGGGCAGCAGCAGGUCCCUGGUUCUGGAGCGAGAGGCUUUGUGUGGGGCUUUGGGAGCAGCCCCUGGCCCUUGGGCUUGGUGUAGGCAGCAGAGCUGAAGGGACUGGGAAGUAUCUGUGUCCCAGUUGGGCUCUGCCUGGCUUGGCAGCUGCCUGCAGGGGGCUGCUUGCUUCCUCGAGGUGCUUUGAAGAGCUCAUCCGGGGGAGAAGCUCUUGGCAGGAGUGGCUUUGAUGGCAGGAGGGCUGUGCUGGGAGCACUGGGGGCUGCUGGCCCUCCUGAGCCCCGGGCAGGGCAGGGCUGGGAGCUGGGGCUGGGUUGUUCCCCAGUGCCAGGCAGGAAGUGGCUUUGGCCAGGACCCAGGGGCCCAGGGCUCUGCUGGCUGAGGCUCUGGCCUGCAGCUGCUGCUCUCUGGGGGGCUCUGAGUCCUUGGCUUUCACAGCUCCUGUGGCUGCAGGGAUGAGUGCAGCUGAGCAGGGCCCCUCUGACUGCAGAGGGAGAGCAGCUUCCCACUUCUGCCUGGGGGCAGCAGCUCCUGGCUCUGCUGCCUGCUGGCUUUCAGCCUCAGGCAGUGCCUGUGGCCAGCACAAAAGCUCUUCCCCAUUGCCUGCUGGCCCAGUGGCUUCCUGUGGCUGGCAGGCUCGUUGAGUGCCCCCCCUGGC